AACCUUUGAAUAACGUAACAAAAAGUCAGUAAUAAAAUCAUAAUUUAUUUCAAAACAAGUAUUGCCUUACAUGAUCUCUAAAAACUAUUCUCAAACCAGUUUUUUUAGCUUGCUACUUGAAGAUUUAAUUUUCAAAAAUGAAGUUAGAGGACACGCCCCUUUUGAAGUUCCGGUCAGAUACAGUAGUGGAAGUGAGGAAAGAACUUAAUUUGGAUCAAGAUGCUAUUGAUAAGAUGCUGCAGACUUUUGAAGACUGGAUUGCGAAGCAAAAUCAUUUUACUAGGAAGGAAUUUGACAGACAUUUCUUGGAAACAUCCAUAGUGCACGCGAAAGGGUCUCUAGAGAAAGCGAAACGCACUCUAGACAAACUAUGUACUCUGAAGACAUUGCUGCCAACGUAUUUCAGCAAAUGUGACGUUAAAAAUGAAUUCACUGACAUUUCUGUAUGUUUCGUACACGGUACAAUGCCAGACCUGACGAAAAGUAACUACCGGGUGUAUAUUGCCAAAAUAGUUUCAACCAACAUUGAUUCAGAAUUAUUACUAGACUAUAGUAGAUUUGUUGUACUGAUGAGUGAAUACGCGAAAAUAUAUGACUAUUCAUUCGGCUACACGUGUGUUGUGGAUUGUAGAGAUGUGAACAUACUAGGCUUUGUUACUAAAGUCAACGUUAUUGACCUUCGCAAUGCCUUAUCUGUGAUGAUGGAAGGUUACGGGUUAAGAAUAAACGCGAUCUACGUAGUUUCAACAUCAAAAGCAAUUGACGCGUUUGUGACUCUACUGAAACAAGUUGUCAGUCACAAAGUGUCAGACAGGAUCUAUGUGCUCAAAACUGUUGAAGCUAUACAUGAGCAUGUGCCUAAAGAGGUGCUGCCGAAGGACUAUGGUGGGGAUCAGAUGACGCUAAAGGAAACUAAUGAAAACUGGAAUAGAGUUCUAAGCGAGAAGGAGAACGUGUCGUACUUCAGGAGUAUGUUCGCAGCGAGAACUAACGAGAACUAUCGACUGACUGCCGCUUACAACGACGAAGUGCUGGGCAUGCCGGGCUCUUUUAGGACUCUGAAUGUAGAUUAGAAUUAUUAUUGUUUGUAGUUUAAUUGGAA
Molecule: messenger RNA, 1102 nt
Organism: Helicoverpa armigera (cotton bollworm)
Lineage: Eukaryota; Metazoa; Arthropoda; Insecta; Lepidoptera; Noctuidae
Product: alpha-tocopherol transfer protein-like
Exons: 7
Coding region: 138-1073 (311 amino acids)
Cellular component (GO): membrane
Molecular function (GO): phosphatidylinositol bisphosphate binding
Source: RefSeq, a predicted model, not a curated record